Ilyonectria robusta is the source of this 1470-nucleotide messenger RNA. RefSeq lists its product as uncharacterized. The transcript is spliced from 5 exons. Lineage: Eukaryota; Fungi; Ascomycota; Sordariomycetes; Hypocreales; Nectriaceae. The coding region runs from base 1 to 1470 and encodes 489 amino acids. The record is from RefSeq and is a predicted model, not a curated record.
AUGGCCUACCUACUCAAAUGUCUGGCCCUACUGUCGAGCUACGUCUCGUAUACCAGAGCGGUGACAGUGAUCUAUCCCGUUCCAUUCACUGUUCCUCGCGAUGCCGUUGAUCUUGACUCAACACCUGUCGGCGUCUCUUUUGAGUUUGACAUGAUAGCAACCUACAUGCUGAACAUGAGCCGCACCUGGAACUGCAUGGACCACAUGGACCAUUUUUAUGACUCAAAGGUACCCAUCCGCGUUGGCGGCACUACGCAGGAUAGAUGUGCCUUUGAUGCGGAGUUCGACGGAUAUUUCUAUCAGAACCCAGACAAUGAACUCGGCCAUUAUUUUGGACCAAAUUUAUUCAACCUGAUAAGUGGUCUAUUAAUUGGCAUUUCAGGGUUCAAUCGUGGUGAUGACAACAUAACCAAUACUUUGGAGGCAGUUAUGGCCGCCAAAUCAAGACUACACGAACUUCUAUGGGGUAUCGAGCUCGGAAAUGAGCCGGAUUUGUACUAUUCAGUAUGGAACAAGAGUGUCGCCACUGCGCCUUGGAACGAGACUCAGGAAGGUGAUAACCAAGCAGAAUGGUUCCAGGCUCUUCUUGAUAUGUGGGACGGCCCCGUUCCUAUUCUCUCGGGCGGAAAUUAUGCCGUACCUAUAGAGCUCGCCCCUGCCUAUCCGAACACCAACUAUUUGAUCAACACUGCCUUCAACUCGAGCGUUCAAGCAGGCGUCAAGAUGUACUGCACGCAUCUAUAUGCACUUUCUGCCCAGGACGCUUUGCUAUCUAGCGAGAUGAAUCAUGCCAAAACGGUUGCCGAUCUGUCCAAUUUUGUUGACAAGAUUGCGAAGGCCAAAACAGUUGGCCGCCCCUAUAUCAUCGGCGAGACAGGGUUCCAUGGCCUCGAGACAACCCAGGAUGCCACGUUCGGCGGCGCGCUUCAAAUCAUUGACAAAACUCUGCAUGCUCUCACAUUAGGCAUCGAGCGGCUUUAUUACCACCAAGGUGGUCUGGGAACCAAUCAGGCUUCCUUCAACUGGUGGCAUCUACAGAAGGUCGAGGCACCAUUCUACGGAGGCUAUUUCGCUACCUUGGCCAUCUCGGGAGGUGACAAGAUCAUUGAGAGUGAUCCUGGAAACGAUUCAUUUUCGCAAUACAUCAUUUACAGAAAUGGCAGCCCAUACAAGGCUGUUCUGAUCAACACUGAAUAUUAUUCAGGCAUUGGUCAUCGCAAUUCGACAACAUUUAAGUUAACUGGCUUGUCCUCCUCUGUUGUCAAAGGUCUCCGAAUGACUGCAUCAUCCAGCGAAACGACCAUAGAAACGAAUCAGAAGUUUAAGGGCCAACCAGUUAUCGGAGGACAAUACUUUUCCAAUGACAACUGCGCAAUCCUCGGUAAGCAGAAGUACGAACAUUUUAAGGUAUCGAAGGGCAAAGCAAAGAUUGUUUUAGCAGCAUCUGAAGCUAUGCUUAUAUAUUUAUAA